This is a messenger RNA of Styela clava, 1037 nucleotides long. RefSeq lists its product as uncharacterized. Gene Ontology annotation, cellular component: extracellular region. Gene Ontology annotation, molecular function: chitin binding. The record is from RefSeq and is a predicted model, not a curated record. Lineage: Eukaryota; Metazoa; Chordata; Ascidiacea; Stolidobranchia; Styelidae.
AGUGAAAUUUAAAAUUUCAACUCAUAUUAUAAGAAGCAAUUAGAAAUAACAGAAUGAAGUUGGUCUCGUGUUGUAUUCUUGUACUCAUUCCAUUGCUGGUAUAUUCACAAGAAAUCAAUCGCUGUCGAGAUGGAAGUGGCUUGGCAAGACAAAUGUUUCCCUUCACAAAGCCCAUGACAUGCGCUGAAGGAAUAUACUACACCUGCGAAGAUGGAGUUGAAAUUCAACACAUUUGCCCCGAACAAGGUCAUGCGUUCAAUUCAAAAACAGAAGCGUGCGAAUCUGACAUCGAUGGGGCAUGCAGUGCAGCAGCUGUCUGUCCCACAAAUCAUGUUGCUGGACCUCAUCCUAAUGGAUACGAGUGCAUGGAAGACUGUACUCGUGUUGGGAUGUGCUGGGAUAAUCGAACGCAAAAAUGUCUCUGUCAAGAUAACUUGAGCUGCCCCAAACAACCUCUUCCAGAAUCAAAAUGUUCACAAAGUUCUCCGGCUGUUGUGCAUUGCAAUCCUGCUGCGUCACUUGAGGUUUAUGCCGAUAUUUCGUCAUGUAGUAACUUUUUUCUAUGCAUAUUCGGAAGCCGAUAUCAUUUUAAUUGUGCCGAAGGCGAAUAUUUUAGCAAGAAUGCUCCUUCGUAUUGUGACGUCUCCUCGAACAUUGCACCACCUUGCGGCACGCUUUACUACUGAUUGUCAGCAUCAAAUACAGUUCCUAAAUAUUCAGCCACCCACAAUAUUUUUUGAUUUCUUUCGUCAUACAUCAGAAUCAAUUCCGACUCACCAAUGGAGUAGGGCUACAAAUUACUCUUCGUUAAUGCAUAGCCGGGUCAGUUCAAUAUGUCGAGAAAACAUGAACGCUAUGCUGUUUUAAAAUGUUGAUUAAUAUAUAUGAGUUUUGUGUAUUCAUCUAAUUAUAAAAAAACUCCUAUUUUUGUUUUCAAUUCACUUAUUAAAUGUCUCAUUUUACACCUAUUGAUCAGCUUUUUGCAUUGGAUAGUUUUCUGUUAAAUGUUUUAAGAGCUUUCUAGUAUGAUACGUUUG